AUGGCGGAACCUGAGGAGGUCAACUCCUCUUCCUUUACAUCUUCUCCUUCUGCCUCUCCGUCUUCCUCUUCUCUCCGUUCUUCUUCAGUUGCAUCUGGUGUUUCUUCUCCCCCUUCCUCUGACUCCUCUCGCCUGCAUCAAGGUGUCUCAUGGAGUUCGCCUCUGCCGACCCGCUUGCCCCUGCGGGUUCACGACGCACCGCCAGACUUUGCGCAGCUCUCUGAGGAGGUAAAGGCCUUCGAGGCAGCUCUCGUGGCCUUCCUCGGCGCCGCAGCUGCUGCAGUGGGAGCCGCAUCGCGUGCGCUUGCCGCCAGUCGAGGGAAGAAGCCCUACGAGCCUCAGCGGCCUUCUGCCUCCGCCGCUGCCUCCCCGCCGCGGCGUGAGGCCUCAGAAGCCGCCUCGCUCGCCGCCGCCGCGCCCGCAUGCAAGCGCGCAGUCGGAGGCGCGGCGCGAGAAGGCGAGGCUCUUGUCCAGCGCCUCGAGGCUCUCUGUGCCAGCGUGCGUCGCCUUCCGCUUUCCGCGGAAGAUGCAGUCGCCCGCGGGACGGCUGCCACCGCCCUGGCGCGCGAGGCGGAGGAGGACGGGUCGCGGAUGGCGCGUAUGCAGCGCGAGAAGAAGGUGAAGACGCUGGUGGCGAAGAAGGCGGCGGCUGGUUUUCUCUCCCUGCACGAACUUGCGAUGCAGUUGAUUCCAGUCCUGGAGGCGCUGGAGCAGGGCGACCGGACGACUGCCAGCUCCUCGGCGGAGGCCUCACGCGCGCCGACGUCGCAGCUGACUGCCGCGUUUGCCGCGACGCUUGACGCCUCCAUCUUGCGUCCGCUUGUCGAGGCCGUUGCGCCAGCCAUCGCCUUGCUGAUGCAGGUGUGCUACCAACUUCAGGGCCUCUACAGGCCGCGGCAAAGUCCCGGCGAGCAGAGGCCGAAGUCUGCGGCGGAGGCGGAAGAAUCGACUGCGCGGCGAAGCUCCGCCUCUGCGCGCGCCGCGGCGCCGGCGUCGUCUACGCCCCCAGAGGCGUCUCCAUCGUUUCUGUCGUUCCUUUUUGGCGGCUCCCUGGUGCCCGCGGUGCGGCUGCUGUCGCUCGCGACCGUCCGCGAGAGCGCCGGCAGUCUGCUUCCAGUUCUCGGGCUCCUCCGCCUCGCCCUGACCCAUGGCUGGACGACUCACGUGCUCGCCGUCCGCGACGCCUCCGCCGCCGCCGCGCUGGCUGCCAGCGGCGCAUUUUCUGGGGCGGCUGAGGCCGCGUCGACGCGCCCUGCGGCUCACGAUAUCUUGGCUCGCUGCGUCCUGCAGCCGAUCCCCCGCGUUCGCGGCGAGCUGCCCUGUGGCGUCGUCCUCGGCAUCGCGAUCCACGAGCUGCUGCAGCUCGUCCUUGGGUCGGGGCGCGGUGCCGAAGUCGCCUCGCCGCGGCGGCGGGCGGUUCCUGUCCACCGCGCGGCCGUCGCACUCGCGCUGCAGUGUCUGUAUACUUCGGCAGACAUCUUUGACAUUCCGAUCGCGUCUGCCGCCCGAGGACCUGCGACUGCCGGUGCGGCGGGCGAGGCUGGGGAGGCCGCCAGCGGCGACGCGGAAACUCCAGGAUCGCCAGACUCGAGGCGCGACGCCCGUGGGCCUUCGAACCGCGAAGACGACACUCGGCGGCAGUGGACGCGGGCGAUCUUGAUUCAGUUCUACCCCGGUGUAGUGACUGCCGUGGCCGCGUUCCUCUCUCACGCCGAGCAGCCACCGCGGUCGCUAGCGCUCGCCUUGCUGGUUCUUGCGCGGUGGAUCUGGUCACUGCUGCAGUUAGAUUCUGACGCGAAAUCGAAGUCUGCUCGCGUGGCCUCCUCAAGUCCUGACGGGGGGGGUGGCGCGAGCUCGGGCACGCCUCGCGCAGACACGCCGGAGGGCGACGCCGCAGAGGAGGCGGAGGCGCGCUCGGCGACGCUCUCGGCGCGGCUGCGUUGCCUCAAGCACCUCGCGAAGGACUACACGCUGCAGGUGGAGCGACGAUGGCCGCGGGCGUCGUUGCGUCCGUUUCUCGCGGCUGAUGAGGGCGAUGCGAGCGCGGCGGACGGCGGCGAAGCGGAAGCAGAAGCGGAGGCGCGCAGUCAUAUCGGGAGAGUGUUUGGAUUCUCACUGCUGCAAGAUCUUCAGCUCCAGCAACAGAGGCGCGCCGAAGGAGACGUCUCGCGCGCGAGGAGGAAAACUUGCGCCGAGCGACAGCUGCGAGCGACGGUGCUCGAGGCAGCAAAACACACUUCCGAAAAGAUGGAGACUCUGCUGAGCUCCGCGUCGCCGCUUCCGCUGUCAGACUGGCGCGUGCGUCUCGGCCGCAUCUACCUCGCGGCGAGCCUCGUCGGCGGCUGUCGGACGCUCUUGACCGCGAAGUGUACGUACGCCGCGGUCGAAGUCCUCCUCCAGGCGCUUGCAGACGAGCAACAAGACCUCGCGCAAACCGCAGAGUCGGCGCUGCUUCGCCGCCGCCUCUGGCUCCCCUUCUCCUUUUCUCUGUCUCCGUUUCUCUCCUUUUUUUCGACGUCGUCGCCAGCGAUCGCCCGUUCGCCAGCUGGUGUCUCUUCCUCUUCGCCUUGUCCGGCAUCUCCGGCACCUGCGCCGCCCUCUUGGCGUCGUCAAGGAGACGCCUGGAUUUCUGAGUUGCUCUCGGCAGACGCUGCGGCCGAGUCUGUCGCGUCUGCGCCCCUUUGCACGCUGUCUUCUCCUUCUACAUCGCAGGAGCCGCAGGUCGCGUCGCCUCAGCCGUCGCCGCCUGCGUGUGCGCCAUCUGUGUGUUGCGCCUGGUCUCUCUGCGCCGCAGCGCUUCCGCCAGCUGUGGAAGACUCGGCAAUCGUCGGGAGUCUCAAGCUCCACUUCAUUUCCGCGUUGGAGGAGGCUGCACGGUCGGCCCUCGCCGUGGCACCUGGCGCGCGCGACCCGUCGUCGCCCUUGCUACCCCUCUUCUCUGUGGCGAGUGGCUCGGCCGGAGGGAGCCCCUCGACGCGCCUCAGGCUUCAGCGGCUUCUCCAGAGAGAACUCAUGAACGUCGGCGGCCACCUUCGCGUCAUGGCGGUUUGCGGCGACGUGUUUGAAGCCGGCGGGUGUUCCGCUUGGGGACGUCCUCAUCGCGCUGCAGUCUCCCCGCCUGCCGCGCCGCCUCCAGAUGCCGCUGAAGAGCGCGCGGGCUCCGGCGACAGUGGCAUCGACGCAGAGGGCCAAGGAGUCGCUUCCGUCCCGAGCAGUGCGUGGCUGUUGCCAUCCGAGCGCGUGCUGUGGGCGGUGCUGCAGCUGUCGGUGGCCCACCCCGAGGUGCUGCACCAGCGCAUGCGGCACCACGGGCUGCUGGAGGCGCGCGCGAGCCUCGCGGGCGCGGCCGCCGACUCUGAGGGGGUGCCCGGGCGCCCCGAGGCCCUGCUGCUCCUUCCCGCGCAGCUCCGCGCGCUGCAGGAAGACCCGCUCUCCGCCCAGUUCCUACCCACGUCGGCGAAGCUGAAGCGCCUCGCGGCCCGCAAAGUCCUGCGCCCGCGCGGCGAGACGGGCGCGGGGGUGUCGCGCCACGACGCGCAGAGCGCCGCGCCGGCAGACGAUUCACGCGUGGCCUCUGCGUCGGCACCGGGCUGGCCAGGUUGCGAAAGGAAGGCGGCACCGGCGCCCCAUGGAAUGGCUCCCUGCGGAAGCUGCCGCAGCUUCGCCCGUGCGCAGCUGCGCCGCUCUGUCUGUCUCUGUCGCUGCGCCUCGUCAUCCACGGCCGCGGCUGAGGCGGGAGCCGAGGCGCGCGCCGGCGAGGAGACGGGGCUGCUGGAGUCGUCGCUCCUCGAGGACGGCUCGGAGGCGGGCGACCAGCAGCUCGAAGAGGAUCUCGAGGCGCAUCUUGUCCUGCCGGCGCUCGCGGGCGCGGGGGGCGACGAGGCGUUGGGGCGACAGCUGCGGGAGACACUCGAGGCGCUCACGGCCGUGCUGCCGUCGCCCUCGCGAGCUGCGCUCUUCACAGACCUACUGACGACUCUUGCGGCUCCGCCGUCGUCGACGGCGAGCCUGCCAAAUGCCUUGCGCUUGGUGCCUCCAUCGCAUGUUUCCGCGGCCUGCGACUCCAGUUCGGCGUUGCGGCGAAGCGCCCAAGGCGCGGGUUGCGUCGCAGGCACAGAGAGAGGAAACGGUGACCGGCGGCACACCGCAGAGCCCGCCAUCGUCCACGAGGCAGGCGGCAAGGUCGGUGAGCUGAACGGGGGAAGAACCGAGGAGGCAGAAGGCGCCGGCCUCCCCGCCUGGCUGCGCCGCGCCUCCUCCACUCAGCCCUCUGCACGCGCCUUUCCGCGCGAAUCUCCUGGGGCCUCUGUGCCUGCGCGUGUGGAGACGCUUGGCCUGGAGUCUGAGCGCCUCGCUGCCUUUGCCCGCGACGUGGGCAGCGUGUCGCCGCUCGCUGCGUCGCCGCUGGGCUUCUUGCUGCUGCUCCGCGCGGGCGCCCUCUUCGCCCUCUCCGCGGGCCUGCGCGCAGGGCUGCUCGUCCGCUGGCACGCGCCGGAGCUCCGCAGGAGAGGCGAGGUUUCCACGGCGCGAGAGAUUCGAAUGGACGCGGAAGACGAAGCAGAGUCUGCCGCGAGAGCUGCCGUAGCACUCGCGCCUGCCAACGCGACGCACCCCGUGGAGCCGGAGGGAGAGAGUGGCGCACGCGAAUCUACGGCGCAUGCAGCGGCCCGCGCUUUGCCUUCCUGCGAGCGCUUCUGGUGCCGCGCGGGAGCUCGCGCACGGGCGAUCGGCUCCGCGUCUGCCUCUUCGUUCUUCACGUUGGAGCAGAUUGAAGCUCUUGUCGACGGGCUGCUCGAAGCGAACCUCCUGGCGCCCUCCGACGUCUCCGCGGAGGCGCUGGCCGCCGCCGUGGCGCGUCAGGUUAGUGACGCGCUCGCCGACGACGCAGGCACAGACGACGCAGGCACAGACGACGCAGGCACCGGCGACGCACGCGCCAACGCCAGAGACGCCAGUUGUGGAGGAGGCGGCCGAAAGGGCUCGCUUGCUGACGCGCCCAUCGGCGCUGGGGUGCCCAGACGCCAGGCGAAGGCCGACGGCGAAACGUGCGCGACGCAGCCCUUGGCCUGCGGGGCCCCGCGCGGGUCACCGGACCCCGGAAACGCGCCCUCGGUGGGCUCUGAGCCGCCGAUGCGGGAGCGUGCUCCUCUGCGUUCAGACGCCUGCACUGGGGAGGAGGAGGAAGCCUCUGCGGGGAAGCGCGAGCACACGGCGGAGGGUGUCUCAGCCAUCGCAGCAGGGCCGUCGCCAGCGCAGGAGGCGCGUAGGCUCGCGGAGCUUCGCCGAAGGGCGGCGGUGCGACGGGAGAUGUCGGCUCAGCAGCUUACGCGCGCUCUCCUGCCGCUCGCCCGCGCACUAGUCAGCUUCUACCGGAUUCUGUUGCUUCGGUGUCUCAGCCUCGCGCUGCAGUUUCUGGGGGAAGUCGGUGGCGCCGGCCGUAUGGCGAAGGUCCUACCCUUCUUGCUUUUUCCGCUGUACAGACACCUGGGCAGCCACACGAGCCGCGGGGUCGCGGCCGCGGCGUACUUUGCUCUUCUUUCGCUCCACAGCGCCUUGAGCGCGCCUCGCCUAGGUGCGCCUGUCUCGCCUGCGCCGUCGUCGCCAGGCCCUUCUCUUGAUCGCCUGGGAUGCGGUGCCUCGCGUUCGGCGCAGUCGCGGCUGUCGGGAGCGUCUCCGAAGUCGCCUGUCGGCUGCCUCCUGUCUCUUCACGGGGAUCUCUUGAUCGAAGCAGUCGCUGAGUCUCUGCACCAGCUCCCGGCCUCGGGGACUUCGUCCCUCGCACCGAGCGUUGGGUCGUUUCACGUCGUCGGCUCUGUCGACUCUCGCAAGAUGACUGAGAGCGACACAGCGUCGCUGCUCACUGCUCUGGUGGCCUUCGCGCCGCCGACGAUGCUGCCGGCUCUGUCGGAUUUGAUUGGCCUCCUUCUGCAGCGCCAGUACCAGCAGAAAGAGGCGCAGCUCCGCCGCGUGCUCGCGCGCCUCUCCUUUUCGUUUUUCUCCUCAGUAUCCCCGCCGCCCGCGGCCGCGGCCGGCUCACGCGCAGGCGAGGGGGAGAUAGGUGCCCUCGACGAUGAGACCGACGCGCGCACGCCGCUGUGGCUGCUGCGGGUGCUUGCCGCGCUGGCCUUCCUCCUCACCAGGCGCGUCUCUGAGGACCGAACGGCGCGUCGCCAGCGCGAGAGAGAGCGGCGACGGUCGCGCCUGCCGCCCUUCGAGGCCUCUCAGCAGUCGCUCGCUGCCGGCGCCCAACCGCUCGCUGCGUCGGUCGGCGCGCUGCAGUCGGCUUCGCGCCGGGAGCGGUGGGGGGGGGACUGUUUCCGUGGCCUGCCACCUCGCUUCCCACCUCCCUUCGCCUGGCUUCUGAGUCCGGCGCGGCUGAGGCGCGAGCGCGAGAAGGAGCAGCUUCUGGCAACGCGCGCGGCCUCAGGCACAGGGGCGGGCGCCGGCAAGGAAGCAGCACAGAGCGACGCCAGUUCGCUUGGCGCUACUAGCGUGAACGCAGGCGAGCGCGACAUGCCGCUAUGUUCACUCGAUGAAGAUGCAGACGUUGACCAGGAGGAGGAUGUGCUGAGCGGCGAUGGCGACGGAGAGGAGGCCGAGGAGAGGGACGGUGAUGCGGAAAGUGUAGUCAGCGCGACAGUGGACGAGGAGCUCUUUGUAAAAGAGAUGAAGGAGGCCGCGGAACGGGGUCACGACGCCGACGUGAGAGACGUGCUGGAGAAGUGGAAGGCGAAGCUCCUUUCUGUGCAACAGCGGCAGGCCACGAGGCAGCGGAAGCAACAGGAGGCAGAGAAAACGCGGAAAGCGACCGCCAGGAUCUUGAAGCCGCGGAAGGGCUGGGCCCAGCUCGGCGAAUACGGAAGUCUGCGCCUGCACGCAACUCGAAUUCUUAUGCGCGUUCGCCUUCUGCUGCACACGGAUCCACGACCCGCCGCAGCGGUGUACAUACACUUGACCAUGCUUCGCUGUAUCUACGUCCUCACUACUCGAAAACGCGAACUGCUGCCUCGCAUCCACGAGCUCUGGCCCUCCCUCCUGCCGUCGCUGAGGGCCGCGGCGCCGCUCUCCGUCCUCGUCACCACGCUCGCCAUCGUGACGCUCAUGGCGACCAGUGCCGGGAGUUUUGUGCGCGAACGUUUUGCUUCGGACGUGCUGCCGCCGCUUCUUCACCGCCUUCAGAGUCACCCGCAGCCCGCCGGCGAGCGCGACGAGGAAAGCAGAUCUGACCAGUUUAAGUUCGAGUACGCGUGGCUGUCGCUGCUGCUGGUGCUCGCAGCGCCGACGCCCUCGUUUUCGACUUCGUUCCUCGCGUCAGUCCUCGGCGAAAUUCUCUUCUCUUCAUGCUUCUGCCUGCACCGCUCGGCCGCCCCGGCGCUCCAGGCGCAGGCGCAGAAGCUCCUCCACCGCCUCAACUGCGUCAACACGCAGACACCUCUGUUCGUCGUCUCGAGCCUCGCGGAGCUUAGCGCGCGCGCGGCGUCGCCUGCGGCCUCUCCGCGUUCGGAGUCCUCGUCCGCGCCGCUCGCUUCAGAUCGCCUCCUGCGACUUGUCAGCUUCUGCACCGCGGCGCGCGGCCUGGUGUCGCAUGCGCAGUGGGAAGCCGUCGCGCGCAGCGCCUCCGCGACGCUUCUCGAGGAAGUCAAGGCUGAGAUGAGUGAAGAUCAGCGCUGGCAUUUCCUCGGCGGCGACGAGGCAGCCGCCCCGGGCACCAAUCGCGACGGCCGUGGGACGCCAGCGGACGACUCGCAGGCGCCAGAAGACUUGACGCAGCGCGGCGACGGCGCUGGAGCCGCUGCAGAGGAAACGUCGCAGGCUGAAGCAGACGAGGAGACGGACGAGGCGGCCGCGGCGCGUGCGCGCUGGGCACGUCGGAGGCACAGCGGGUGGAUGCAGCGCUCCAUACUGAUGUUUGACUACGAGCUGCUGGGCGAACAGUUCUUGAGGGAGCAAGCGGACGCCGAGGAAGACGCGAAGUUGCAGGACAUUCUGAAGCGAAUGGCAACGCGGCCAGCGCACUCGCCGGCAGCGAGUAACUAG
Molecule: messenger RNA, 8037 nt
Organism: Besnoitia besnoiti
Lineage: Eukaryota; Apicomplexa; Conoidasida; Eucoccidiorida; Sarcocystidae
Exons: 7
Coding region: 1-8037 (2678 amino acids)
Biological process (GO): chromatin remodeling
Cellular component (GO): cytoplasm
Source: RefSeq, a predicted model, not a curated record